This is a messenger RNA of Mesocricetus auratus (golden hamster), 1358 nucleotides long. It is a transcript of the gene Rilpl2, whose product is annotated as Rab interacting lysosomal protein like 2. Bases 309 to 875 code for a protein of 188 amino acids. Lineage: Eukaryota; Metazoa; Chordata; Mammalia; Rodentia; Cricetidae. The record is from RefSeq and is a predicted model, not a curated record. Gene Ontology annotation, cellular component: ciliary basal body; cytoplasm. Gene Ontology annotation, molecular function: protein dimerization activity. Gene Ontology annotation, biological process: cilium assembly. The transcript is spliced from 4 exons.
GCUACGGGCGGCUCCUCCUCCGCGGGCUAGCGCAGGCCUCUGGUCCUCUCGUGCUGCUGCCUCGUCUCUUUUCUCGCUGCUUUGCUUCCCACGGCCCCUUAGCCGUGUCCCCUACAUCUGGCGCACGGCUGUGCGGCUGCGCGUGGUUUUCCGUGGUGUGGUGCUUCCCGCGACUCGGAGCAUUCUUCCGGGGCCACCCAGACUGCACACGACGUGGACUUGGCCCAGCGCUAAGUUUUCUUAACCCAAAGACAGUGGACGUGUAGGUAGUGACAGCAGCCCCGGAGGUCGCCGAAGUCGGGGGCACCAUGGAGGAGCCCCCUGUGCGGGAGGAGGAGGACGGGGAGGACGACGAAGGCGCCCUGGCCAAGAGUCCCCUGCAGCUGACCACCGACGACGUGUACGACAUCUCCUACGAGGUGGGCCGCGAGCUGAUGGCCCUGGGCAGCGACCCCCGAGUCACCCGGCUGCAAUUCAAGAUCGUGCGUGUGAUGGAGAUGCUGGAGGCGCUGGUGAACGAGGGCAGCCUGGUGGCCGAGGAGCUGAGGAUGGAGAGGGACAACCUCAGGCAGGAGGUGGAGGGGCUGCGGAGAGCCGGUGUGUCCGGAGGCCAGGUGAACCUGGGACCGGACAAAAUGGUAGUGGAUCUAACCGACCCAAACCGGCCGCGCUUCACUCUGCAGGAGCUGAGGGACGUGCUGCAGGAGCGCAACAAGCUCAAGUCGCAGCUGCUGCUGGUGCAGGAGGAACUGCAGUGCUACAGGAGUGGUCUGCUUCCACCCAGAGAAGCUCCAGGAGGAAGAAGAGAGAAGGAUGCUGUGGGUACCAUGGGCAACAGUGACAAGGAAGAGAGGACCAUCAUGAAGAAGCUGUGAGUCACCCAGAUGCCCCCAUGACCACUAGAUCAUGACUGUGAGGUUCUUUUUCCGGUCAGGGAAACACACCUAGAUUGAAGGCCAUGGCAAAGGCCUCUGACCCGAGAAGACAAUUGUCAAGGUGUCUUCUGGAACCAUCUUUCUGUGACAUGUAUCUGCUCUGGGCUGGCGACUCAUUUCCCCCUCAGAAUAGUCAAAGGAAGAUGUUCUCACUGCUCCCUUGCUGGCUGGGGACAGACCUGGACAGCCACCAUGCUUUGGCCAGGCCAGGCGAGACAACACCAAGAACUCCAGAAUGUAAAGAGCAUGGCCACAUCCUGCCUCCACAGAUGGAGAGGACUCUGGCCUGUUCCAGCCUUUGAGAUGCUCUGGUCGUUAACGUGGGAAAAUAUGGAAUUGACUUCGCUGAUACUUGGUGAAUACUUGAUUUUUCUCAUACAACUUUAUAUGACUUUUGUAUUAAAUAAAGACCUUUAUACUUUC